AUGACGGACCGGGCGGCGCUCGAGCAAUCUGCAGAGACAAUGAUGGAGCGGUUGGAACGCCGCAGGAAACAGAACCGCAUCUCCCAACGCAAGCGCCGUGAGCGUGACAGAGAACGCAGAGAGCAAGCGCAGUCUCGUGGUCCAGAAUCUGCUCGUACGGAGCGGCGCACGACAUGCCAUGACUCCCGUCUCGCACCGCUCGAACAACAGGGCCAGGACGAGAUAGCGCCCGCAGGUGGAAGUGACUACCGAGCGCCGGCGCACAGCCAUGGCGGCCUCGCCGUGCAACCGUCUUCAAGCACGUCGGCGAGCCGCUCGUGGAACUCGCCGACAAUGGCAGAGUGCACAAGUCCGUUCGAGGAUGGUUAUGCUCUCCUGAAAGGAGGGCCUGUUUGGGACUGCACGGAGACGGCGGGUACACGAAAAGACGAGGGCACGUGA
Molecule: messenger RNA, 441 nt
Organism: Alternaria atra
Lineage: Eukaryota; Fungi; Ascomycota; Dothideomycetes; Pleosporales; Pleosporaceae
Exons: 2
Coding region: 1-441 (146 amino acids)
Biological process (GO): regulation of DNA-templated transcription
Molecular function (GO): DNA-binding transcription factor activity
Source: RefSeq, a predicted model, not a curated record